AUGAAUGAAGACAACAUCACUCGCACCACUGCAUCUCUGCAAGUUGUAGUGACAACAGAAGAAGUAACUCACGUCUAUGGAGUCUUGAACAGUUCUGUGUCCUUGAGCCUUGAAAAGACAAACCUGCUCCACAGCUCUGACAUCAUCUGGAAGAAGGAGGAUUCUCUGAUGGUUAAGUUUCAGAAUUUUACACCCAUUUUUUAUGAAGAUUAUGGAACCAGAGUUAAAAUCUUUCCUGAUGGGACCCUUAGUCUGGCCAAAACUUUGAAAACGGAUGAAGGCAAAUACACGGUGCUGUUGUUAGACAGAUCUGGCAUUGUUACACAUGAAGAACAGUAUUAUUUAUUCAUUACAGAAAGUAAGGAAGUCCAUCCUGUGUACGUCAUCCUUGGCAGCUCAGUUUUCCUGCAUGCAGGAAACGAGAACGCACAGAGCACCUCUGAUAUUAGAUGGAAGAAAGGAGACACCCUGUUGGUUAGGGUUAAAAAUGAUGUUCCACGUUUUUAUAAUGAUUAUAGAUACAGAGCUGAAAUCUUCACAAAUGGGACUCUCAGACUAGACAGCACUAGAGAAAGAGAUUCAGGAAUUUACAUUGUGGAGAGGUUCAACAGACAUGGCAAGCUGCUCUGCACUGAGGCUCAUCACUUAAUCACAAUUAAAAACACAGAUUUUCAAAAAGUAUAUGGAGUCUUGGGAAAAUCAGUUUUUCUCCACGUGUCUAACAAGAACCUGCUGAAUGGCAUUGACAUUCUGUGGAAAAGAGCAACAGUUCCUGUAGCUCGCUUGAAAAAGAGCACAGUUUUUUACUAUGGGGACUAUGAAAACAAAGCAAACAUAUUUACAAAUGGGACUUUGAGAUUGGACAGGAUUGAUGAUGCUGACACAGGACCUUACAGUGUGGUUGUGUCUGAUGCCAAUGGAAGAAACAUACACAGCGAAAUAGCUCAACUAUUCAUGAUGAUUUACACUGAGUGCACACCUGUAUAUGGAGCUAAAGGCAGCACAACAUUUCUAUUUCUGGAAAAUCAGAACGAUAUCCAAACAAUCAAUUUCGACAAGACAUGGAAAAAGGGGGGCUCCCUUGUGGCUGAGUUGAACGGUUUUACCCCUUAUUACUACGGGCACUAUGAAACCAGGACUGGGGUCUUUAAAAAUGGGACCAUCAGAUUGGACAGGACUCAAGAGUGGGAUACAGGAAACUACAGUGUGGACUUUUUUGACAAAGUCAAAAAUAAUAUAGGCAGAUGGGCCAUUCAGUUGUUCAUCAUUGAUGGUGUUUCCCAACCUGAGGUAAAAUAUACUUGUCUUCCCAAUGGAAAAAUUCAGUUCAACUGCUCAGUAGAAAAAGGCAGUGACCCUUUAUUUCAAUGGAGUUUGGAUGGAAACAUACUAGUUGGUGAAACUGCAUUCCACACUAUUAAAAAAAAUGUGGCGGUUUUGUACCAUGUGGUUUCAGGAAAAUUAAUCUGCAUCGCGGCAAACAAUGCCAGUGAAAGUCACAGUGACCCCAUCUCAUUUGCCUGCGAAGAAGAAAAUAUAAAUACACAUAGCCAUCAGUUUGAGUCCAUAGAAACUCUCUUGGGAACGUCAGUGUUUUUCCAGUUUAAAAGCAGUGGCUUGGCUAUAGGCUCUGACAUUGUAUGGAAGAAAGGGGAAUCCCCAGUGGCUUGGUUGCAGAACAAUGGCACUGUUUGCAAUGGAGACUACAAGAACAGGGCUGAGAUCUUUGCUAAUGGAUCGUUGAAACUGGACAAGACUCGUGAAACUGAUUCAGGAAAUUACAGCGUGGACGUGUUUACAAAACAUGGAACAAAGAUACGGAGAAGGAUUGCUAAAUUAAUCAUAAUUGGUCAUACAGAGUUCCUACCUGUAUAUGGAGCUGUGGACAGCUCAGUGUUCCUGUUUAUGAAGAAUAACACAGACCUUGAAAAUAUGUCUCCAUUGGAAUGGAAGAAAGGAGAGUUACUGGUGGCUACGUUUAAAGGUUCUAACCCUAGUUACUAUGGAAACUAUAAAAAAAGGGCUCAAAUCUUUUUUAAUGGGACUCUCAGACUGAAGUUAAUAAAAACUGACGAAGGAAAUUACAGUGUGGACUUUUAUAACAAAUAUGGGAUAAAUACACGCAGAUGGAUCACAAAGUUAUUCCUACUUGAUGUGGUCUCAGUUCCAAAGGUGGACUAUUUCUGCCUGUCCAAUAGGAAGGUUGAGCUUCACUGCUCAGUAGAAAGGGGGAGUGACCCUGUAUUCCAAUGGAGUUUAAAUGGAAAGGCAUUAUCUGGUGAAAGCACCUCCUCUACUGUUAAAAACCAUGUGCUUGUCUUGAACCACGUGGUUUCGGGAAGGAUAGGAUGCACUGCUGCAAACAAUGUCAGUACAAGUCAGAGCGAACUGGUUUCAUUUUCCUGUUUAGAUAUAAUCCCAUUUCAAACCGUGGACAGUGUCUUGGUAAGCUCUUUAUUACUCCUGUUGAAAAACAUUGCAAAUAGCUCUGCCAUUGAAUGGAGAAAAGAUAACCGCUCUGUGGCUGGAUUCAAACAGGAGGCCCCCUAUUACAAUGAAAACUAUAAAGACAGAGCCAGCAUGUUUGCAAAUGGGACCUUGAGACUGGACAAGACUCAGAACACUGAUUCAGGCUCUUACAGCGUCAUUGUUUUUGACAAAAGUGGGAAAAAUACACAAAAAGGGAUUGCUCAGAUAAUUAUCAUUGCCUUCACGGAAUGCCCUCAGGCAAAUGGAAGCAUGGGCAGCUCGGUGGUUCUCUUUCUCAACAACGAAGACCAUAUACACUUUUCUAAUAUUGAAUGGAAAAAGGGGAACUCUCUUGUGGCAAAACUAAAAUACUCUGUUCCCCAUUACUAUGGAGACUAUCAAAACAGGGCCGAGAUUUUCAACAAUGGGACCCUCAUACUGCAUGAGACUCAGGGAACUGAUACUGGAAAUUAUAGUGCAGAGUUUUUUGAUACAAAUGGAAAUGUUCGAUUUAAAUGGAUCACUCAGUUACUCAUAGUUGCACCCCCUGGUAUUGAAACUGGUAGCAUGUAUACUGCAGGUGUGAUAUAUGGAAUUUUCCGGCACUUUGUAACAAGCAUUCUUGUUUUGAUCUUCUUUCUUGGAGCAUUGCGGCGCGUGAUUAAAAAGCUACAUCUCCACAUAGGCAAAGAGAAGGAAGUUCCUAUCCAGCCAAAACAAGAUACAGAAACUGAAGUGUUGAGUACUACAGAGUUCUGAUCGCUUGUGGCACCAUCCUGUAAUAUAAUGUGUAAUUAUAUUUUCAAUUUCAAACCUUCUGGGAUGUAUAUAGCAUGAUACCAUUUGUAAUUAAAAAAUAAUAAUACUUUGACCUUGCUCUUGGAUGACCCCCUAAGAAGUUUUCAGACUUUUCUUUUUUAGUGAAAAAUUAUAUUAAAUUGCACAGCCACUGUCUGUACCUAAGAAGGUGCAUUUAUGAACCAGGUCAAAUGGAACAUCUUUUAGCUAAACACAUAUGGCAUGCACCUAUUUACAUGUACAUGCAUUUGUAUACAUUGAGGCUUUCUUUUUUUUGUCGCUAUUUAAUUUUUACUGCAAAUUUAAGAAACAUAGAGAAUGUUAAAUUAAAUAAGUCUAUCUUUAAAAAAAAAUUUAAA
Messenger RNA from Acipenser ruthenus (sterlet), 3626 nucleotides. RefSeq names its product inactive tyrosine-protein kinase 7-like. Bases 1 to 3228 code for a protein of 1075 amino acids. NCBI's taxonomy places the organism in Eukaryota, Metazoa, Chordata, Actinopteri, Acipenseriformes, Acipenseridae. The record is from RefSeq and is a predicted model, not a curated record. The transcript is spliced from 14 exons.